Rhopilema esculentum is the source of this 1835-nucleotide messenger RNA. The record is from RefSeq and is a predicted model, not a curated record. NCBI's taxonomy places the organism in Eukaryota, Metazoa, Cnidaria, Scyphozoa, Rhizostomeae, Rhizostomatidae.
UUGCUACAAGUCUCUCUCUUUAAAGAAAGGGAAAAAGGAAAAAAAGAAAGGGAAGGAGAGAGAGACUUGUAACACUUGUCCGCCAAUGCGAGGCCACACGAAUUUGGUGCGCCAAACUGCAACGGGGGUAGUUUCUCUCUAUCGUUAAUCGUUGCAAAAUGGCGGCAGACAAAACACCGCAGCUUUGGGAAAACCGUCAUUUUGUGGAAUACUUAUCUCCAAGUUCGAACGAUAUUUGUGUGUUAUGUCUCCAAGAUAUCAAGAAUAUUACAAAGAAACCCAGCGAUAUGAAAAUUAGAAUCUGGGAUGUCGAAAAAAGAGCCGUAACAAGAGCUGGUGAUUCGCUGCAGCAGUACUUGGGAGUUACUCUUACCUCUCUAGACUUUCGCAUCAUAUGCAAAAACUGCAAUCGACAAAUUCAUUCUGCACUCAAAGUGAAAGAGAAAAAGAAGCAAACAUUUGAAGAGGGUCGACUCGAAUGUUCGAAUUUCGUUAAAAGAAGUGUUAAGAGACUGGCCCUUAGUAGUCCUAAUCAAAUUGCUGAUCAGGAGCAGAAAGUGGUCAGGAAACCAGCUAAGAGAAACAAGCUGAAUUUCACAGGAGAGACUGUUGAAGCAGAUGGAAAUGAAAAUGAUCCUUCUGGUUCAUUAUCACUAGCUGAGGAAAUUGGCACCAAGAGGGACGCAGGAGUUAUUGAAAGCUGUUCGUGCUUGACAACACUGCCUGCCAGUUAUGUUUCAUGUGUUCGUAAUAUGGUAGCCAAUAAUAUACCUGCCAUAGCACACUGCAUUUGGGCCGACAAAAAUUUGAAAGAAGAAAUACGAAAGCUUUUCUUUCAAGAAAUAGAUUUGGAAUUGAAAAACUUAUGUUCAAAUUCAGAUACCAUCUUUCGGACAGAAUGUGUUGAUUCCUUGGCAAAAAAAAUUGACUUUGAAGCACAAGAAAAGAACUUUUGAUCAGAUGCCCAACUCUCUCAUUCCCUCAAAUUUUUUCUUUUUUCUCUUUCUUUAAAGAGAGAGACUUGUAGCAAGUCCACCUAAGCACAAGCUAUUGCUAAAGGUAAUAAAUUUAAAAGUUCAAAAGUUAGAGUUCACUAAGCGAUUUGCUCUGUGAUUUGGAGCAAUGAAGUGGACAUACGUAGAACAAGGGAAGAGCAAGAAGACUUCAACCAAAGGUGGUGCACAGAAAUUUCGUGAGGAAAAGCUGCGAGACUUAAAAAAGGAUUCAGCUACGAUACAAAGCUUUUUUAUCAAGCAAAAGCCACAAACGUCACAAAAAACAGCAUGGUCUUGCUCUUGCUCCUUUCAAUAAACUCAUACAAGUUAUGACUAGCAAACAGGCGUCAAACAUAACAGACAAGAACGAGUAUCUGCUAAUUUCCUCCUUCCUCUUCGAUUGUCUUUGGUCAGCAUAAAAGCAGUCACCAGGCAUCCUCUUUCAGUUAGUUCGAACAAGACCAGAUUGAUUUCCUUCACUCUGCAGCAUCAUCUCACAGAUAGCAAAAUGAAAGCAACUUUGGUUAUUCUCUUGCUUGGCCUGAUUGUCAUCUCACAGGUCGAGUCUCUCACCAGUGGUGGUCUUCAGAUGUGGGGAAAAAGAGCUUUACGUGAGAGGGCCGAACAAGCAGAGACAUUGCAGAAAACCGCUUGUGCUUUUUGCAGAAUGAACGUACAUGUGUGCGAAAACCUCUCGCGAAGAUCUGCUGAAAAUGCAGAGAAAAAGUAAAGCUUCGAGCUGGCAAUAACAACACCAGUGACUUAUUUGUAACUAGCAGAAUAGACUUGAAAAAUGUGUAUUUGAAUGCAUCAUAUCAAUUAAAAUGAUCGAGUCCUCUA